AUGGGAGACCGAUACUCAUUCUCCCUGACAACCUUCUCUCCGUCUGGCAAGUUGGUGCAAAUAGAAUACGCAUUGAAUGCUGUAUCUCAAGGAGUGACGAGCAUUGGCAUCAAAGGUCAAAAUGGAAUAGUCAUUUGCACAGAAAAGAAGGUCACAUCACCCUUGAUUGAUGAUACCACCAUCGAAAAAAUAUCGCAAAUUUGUUCAACUAUUGGAAUGGUCUAUUCUGGAAUGGGUCCUGAUGCAAGAGUACUGGUUGACAAGGCCCGUAAAUCUGCUCAGGAAUACAAGAGGACAUAUAUGGAAGAACCACCUGUCGUCAUGUUGGUUCGUGAAGUCGCUUCUGUCAUGCAAGAGUUUACUCAGAGCGGUGGUGUCAGGCCGUUUGGAGUCUCAUUGCUGAUUGCAGGUUACGACGAAACUGGACCAUCAUUGUACCAAGUAGAUCCAUCAGGUUCAUAUUGGGCAUGGAAGGCUAGUGCUAUUGGAAAGAACAUGAUCAAUGCCAAGACAUUCCUUGAAAAGAGAUUUUCAGAUGGAAUGGAGUUAGAAGAUGCCGUCCAUACAGCCAUAUUGACAUUGAAGGAAGGCUUUGAAGGUCAAAUGACUGACUCAUCUAUUGAAAUUGGUAUCGCCAUUCAGGUCGAAAAGGUCAACCAUGAGGGUGAAAAGUACAAGACUGGCGAAUUCAGGAGGCUAGAUGCUUCUGAAAUCAAGGAUUAUCUUGCAAAUAUUGCCUGA
This is a messenger RNA of Synchytrium microbalum, 741 nucleotides long. RefSeq lists its product as uncharacterized. The transcript is spliced from 4 exons. Gene Ontology annotation, cellular component: proteasome core complex, alpha-subunit complex; proteasome core complex. Lineage: Eukaryota; Fungi; Chytridiomycota; Chytridiomycetes; Synchytriales; Synchytriaceae. Bases 1 to 741 code for a protein of 246 amino acids. The record is from RefSeq and is a predicted model, not a curated record. Gene Ontology annotation, biological process: ubiquitin-dependent protein catabolic process.